AAUCAAAAUCAAAAUCCAUACUUUCUUUUUUUUAAUUAUUCUUUGAAGCAAAAAUAUAAGGAGAAAAUUAGGACAUGCACGAAAAUUCCAGAUCCUUCUACUAUCUUCCUGUGGGCUGUAAGUCUGUAACCGUACUUCAUAUAAACUCCCCAUUCUCCUCAACAUUCAUAUUUCAUACCAUUAAUUUCUUAUAAACAUCUUUGAAAUUCUCUUUCUCUCUCCUAAAACUAAAAAAAAUGGCUUCAGAAUCUGCAGAAGAGAUGCAAUCAAUCUUAGAAAGAUUAAUAAACUCCAGAAACAGAGAUCUUUCAAUGUUCAUCCCCUUUCUUCUAGGUUUCACCAGCACCGACCCGACCCAAAACCCGACCCAAGAAACCGAAUCCGGGUCAAGCCCAGAUGAUAACUCGAGAAACCAACAAAACCCAGAUGAAGAAAAUCAAGGAGAAAGAAUUGUUUUAAUCAACCCACUAACACAAGGUAUGGUUGUUAUAGAAGGAACAACAACAACAGUAGAAGGGUUUGAUUCUCUGUUUCGCGGAAAAGAAGGACAACCACCUGCAUCAAAAUCAGCGAUUGAGAGUUUGCCAGGUGUCGAGAUCAGAGAAGAAGAAGAUGAAGAUGAUUGUGUGAUUUGUUUGGAAGAGUGUAGAAUUGGUGAAAUUGUAAAGGAAAUGCCAUGUGAGCAUAGAUUUCAUGGUGGGUGUAUUGAGAAAUGGUUGGGAAUUCAUGGAACGUGCCCUGUUUGUAGGUUUAAGAUGCCGGUGGAUGAAGAGGGGAAGAAGAAAGAUGAGGAGAGAGAAAAUAAUAAUACAGGACAAAGACAGAUUUGGGUUAGUUUUGUGUUUGGGAGAGGUAGAAGAAGAACAAAUGGUGAUAAUUCUGAGAAUCUUGAUUCAAAUUUUAUUUGAAUUAUUAGGGAAUUUGUAGUAGUAGGGUAUGUUUUUUUUUUGGAUGUGAUUUGUGUAUAUUGAGGAAUUUGGUAGAAGUGAAAUAAAUUUGUUGGGUUAUUUUUCA
Messenger RNA from Beta vulgaris subsp. vulgaris (sugar beet), 1014 nucleotides. Its product is annotated as E3 ubiquitin-protein ligase MPSR1. Gene Ontology annotation, biological process: protein ubiquitination. Gene Ontology annotation, molecular function: ubiquitin protein ligase activity. Bases 237 to 908 code for a protein of 223 amino acids. Gene Ontology annotation, cellular component: cytoplasm. Lineage: Eukaryota; Viridiplantae; Streptophyta; Magnoliopsida; Caryophyllales; Amaranthaceae. The transcript has a single exon. The record is from RefSeq and is a predicted model, not a curated record.